Messenger RNA from Ylistrum balloti, 2481 nucleotides. RefSeq lists its product as uncharacterized. The record is from RefSeq and is a predicted model, not a curated record. Gene Ontology annotation, molecular function: zinc ion binding; nucleic acid binding. Lineage: Eukaryota; Metazoa; Mollusca; Bivalvia; Pectinida; Pectinidae. Bases 1 to 2481 code for a protein of 826 amino acids. The transcript has a single exon.
AUGGUCAGAAAUUGUUUGAUCUUUCGACCAAUUGUUUGCAAGUUACCCGUGUUCAUACAAAACAAAUGGACUGACUAUGCGUGCAGAUAUCAAACCGAGCACAAUGUUACAUAUCCGAAAUUCAGUGUUUUCGAGAGGUUCAUACAGGAAAUGAGCUCGCGAAUGAACAACCCGAGUUUCAAUUACACCGAUGGUACUGUGGUACCUAGCGUCAGCAAAGAACAACGUCGUACUGCGUCUACCGGAAGUAGGAAUGCAUACGUCUUUUCAAAGAAAACGGAAGUUAAUAAUGUGCCUACAGCAUUUUUGUGCCCAUUUCAUGACAGUGCGAGAGAAGUGAAGCAUUUGUUAUCAGAUUGCCACCUGUUUCUAUCGAAAUCCAAGGACGAAAAGAGGGAAAUUCUCUUAAAACACGGCGUGUGCUUUAAGUGUUGUAAGGACAAACAUUUGGCCAAGGACUGUACAGAAAAAGUAAUCUGUACUGUGUGUAAAGGUUCAUCGCAUUGCACUAUGUUUCAUGAUGACAAAUAUCAGCCCCGUCAGUCUCACGGCGAGGAAAGGACAAGUAUCAGGGGAGACAAUCGUAAGAUAAAUUCCAAGUGUACACAGUUGUGCGGUGAAACCGGUCCCUUCGUGGGGAAAUCGUGUGCAAAAACGGUGUUAGUAAAUAUCUACAAGGACGGACAACUUAAUAAUGUGUUGCGUGCUUAUGCCAUUAUAGAUGAGCAGAGCAAUCGGACAUUGGCCAAAAGUGAGUUCUUCGAUUAUUUUGGAGAUCAUUCUACGGAAACCGGAUACGUACUUUCAUCAUGUGCCGGUGAAAUUCAGGUAACCGGGAGGCAAGGCAGCGGAUACGUAAUGGAAUCAUUGGACAAGGAAUACUCAUUAAAAUUACCGUUGAUUACAGAAUGCAAUCAUAUUCCGAAUGUGAAACAGGAAAUACCUACACCGGAAGUUGCACGACACUAUAGUCACAUGCAGGACAUUGCUCAUCUUAUCCCAGAGUAUGAAAACGAUACGCCCAUAUUGCUUCUCGUUGGCAGAGAUCUCAUUUCGGAGCAUCAUGUGUUGGAACAGCGAACUGGACAUGAACGUGAACCAUAUGCACAGAAAUUAAAAUUCGGUUGGGUAGUUGUAGGAGAAUCGUGCCUAGGUCUCGUUCACAAACCUACGGUCAUAACUGUGAGCAAAACGGUCGUUUUACCGGACGGCAGACCUACUCUCAUGGAUCCGUGUCCGAAUUACUUCAAGGCUCAGUUUGAAAAAUCCGAUAAGUUGCCAAUUGGAAUGGACAUAUUUCAAAGAACAAAAUUCGAUGAUAUUCCUGGUUACUCGCAACAGGAUAAGGAAUUCAUGCGUGUCAUGGAAGGGGAGUUUAUUAAGGACGAGUACGGUAAUUGGAGUGCACCGUUACCGCUAAAAAAGGAACGACCUACUUUGUCAAACAAUAUGGAUCAGGCAAGGCAUCGCGCAGAAAAUCUACGAAAGUCGUUACUGAAAAAUCCUACUAAGCGCGAACAGUUUUGUGCGUUUAUGCAAAACAUUUUUGACAAGGAGCAUGCAGAGGUAGCUCCCGAGUUACAAGACGGCGAGGAAGCAUGGUAUCUACCGAUAUUCGGGGUUUAUCAUCCCCAAAAACCCAACAAAAUCCGAGUCGUGUUCGAUUCGGCGGCAAAGUUUAAUGGACAUUCGCUGAACGACAUUCUCAUGACAGGUCCGGAUCUCAUAAACAAUUUGGUUGGUGUGUUAAUGAAAUUCAGGAAGGAACGAAUUGCGAUUAUGGCCGAUGUUGAACAGAUGUUCUUCAACUUCUAUGUGCACAAGCGUGACAGAAACUUUCUACGUUUCUUAUGGUUUCAAGAUAAUGAUCCCACACAACCGCUAAGGGAAUUUCGUAUGUGCGUGCAUGUGUUUGGCAACUCGUCUUCUCCGUGUAUUGCCACACUUGGAUUAAGGAAAUCUGCUUGCGACCAUAUCGAUUCUUCCGCGUGCGACGAGGUGUGUUGUUUCGUCAAAGAGAGCUUCUACGUUGACGAUGGGUUGACCUCUGUGUCUGACGAAGGUCACGCAGUGCAGUUGUUGAGAGACACUCAAGCUCGAUUACGGCAAAACGGAAACAUUCACUUGCACAAGUUCUCGUCGAACAGUGUUGAUGUUUUAAAGCAGUUUCCAAAAGAGGAUACCAGCGAAAUUUGCGAUAUGGACUUCGAUGAUAUCGUUCAUAGGAGUCUCGGACUACGUUGGAAAGUCGGUUGUGAUACGUUCACGUUUAGUGUUUCUGAUGAGGUGAAACCGUUCACCAAACGAGGCGUACUUUCUACAAUACAUAGUGUAUUCGACCCCCUCGGCUUUGUGGCACCAGUUAUUCUCGGAGGCAGACUAUUAAUGCGAAAUGUGUUAUCGUCAAAGGAUCUUGACUGGGAUGACCCUUUACCUCCGGACUUGAACUCUGAUUGGAAAAAAAUGGAGGUCUUCGCUUAA